UUAUUCGUUUGGGUUUGAUAGAAGCUGACUGGUUGAAAGCGUUGUUCAAGAAACUUUGUUAUUUUAUUUUCUUUAAUAUGAGUUCUGACCUGAAUUGGUAUUUGUGUGAUUUUUAACUUGAAUAUUGGUAGUUUAUGUAUCUAAUUAUCUAUCUUCACAUGUAUUUGGUAUCUGCUUUGUUGAUUUUUGAAGCAUCUAGUGGGUUUUUAUGGUACUUUAACUCACAAUUGGUGACCACCCCAUUUUCUAUUUCUUCAUAGGUUCAGACGUUCUUGUGCUCUUAAUGUUUCCACAUGGAAGAUGUAUUCUGUGAAACUAAUGAAGCCUUAGUUGUGUUCCUUUUUCAAUAGGUUGUUGGAGUCUUGGAGAUUUAGCUUAUGCCUGUAUUUAGUGGAUGGUUUGUUUUACUCGGUGCUUUCUUUUCUUUUUUAAUGUUCUUUUUGGCUGGUGGUCGCAUGCUGAUCUUAAGUGUGAUUUCACUAGUUCUGGAGCAUUUUUUCCCCUCGACAGGAUUUCACUCAAAGUAACUGAAUCAAAAUACAUAAAUUUUGCUUUUGCUGCUGUUUCUGAUUUUUAAAAAAGGAACUUCUGAUGUUGGAGAGCUUCUUGCAAGCAAAUUUACUGUUCAAUAAUGGCACCAAAUCCCAGAGUUACGAAGGCCUUUCGUGCAAUGAAGGCUAUCGGAAUAACUGAAAAUAAGGUGAAACCAGUUUUAAAAAGGCUUUUGAAAUUAUAUGAUAAGAAUUGGGAACUAAUUGAAGAAGAAAAUUAUAGAGUUCUUGCUGAUGCCAUAUUUGAUGAGGAUGAUUCUCAGGUACCAGAGGAUAAGGAGAAUGCUAAUGGAGAGAAUUUUGGUGAAGAACCUGAGGUGCAUGAUGAACCUGAGCGGCCAUUAAAACGAUUGCGAUUAAGAGGCCAAGAAGGGCAGCCUUCUUCAUCUCUUAAUAACUCCAGUCCUGGGGUGGGUGGACCUUCAUUAAAGAAGCCUAAAUUGGAGAAUGAAGAGCCGCUAGGCAAACAUUCUUUGCCGCAAUCACAAGACAUGAGAAAGUCACAACCUGGACCUGUUUCACCCCAGAAUCAUACUAGAAACAUGGGAAAGCAACCAGCAUCACCUAUCCAUUUGGGAGCAAAUGCAAGCUCUAAUGCAUCUUCGGAAAGAACUUUGCCUUCUGAUUCUCAGUCGCCUCAGGUGCGGCAUUCAUACAAAGGAAAAGAACCAUUAAUACCACAGGUUUCUCCCAGAGAGAAGAGACCUAUUAUGGAGAGACCGUCUCAUGCAGUGCGGUUCAAAGAUCCUGUAAUGGAUCCAGGCAGUGUACGAUUGCCCAAACAAAAGGCACCUGAUUCUCAUGCUUUGAUCAUUCCUAAAGAUGAGCCAUUUACUGAUGACUUUCCUCCUGAUAACUUACCGUGUUAUGAGGCUCCUAUUGCAGUUAUCCGACCAGAUUCGUCUGGAAAAGGAGAUAAUGUAGUUAGAAGUGUUUCAACAGGAAAGCCAGAUGAUCAGGACCCUCGAGCAUCCCAUUUUGGAGCAGAAGAAGAUAGAAGUGAUAACAUUCCAGUUUCAUCAAAUGAGACAAGAACCAAUUCUGAACUUGCAGCUGUUCUAGAGGAAUCUCCAGCUAAUCUAGAGAUUGCCUCCUCAUCAUUGGGAGAGGUGAAGAUUUCUUUGAGCUGCAACUCUAUGAUUGGAAGACCAAAUUUUCAUAUGCCUAGUCAAGAUGAACUUCUGAAAUCAAUGCAGGAGAAAUGUCUCCGGUCAUAUAAAAUUUUAGAUCCUAACUUUUCUGUCAUGCAAAUGCUGAAAGAUAUGUGUGAGUGCUUCCUGGAUUUGGCAACUGAUUCCUCUCAUGAAUCGCAGGAAAGUUUACCGAAUGUAUCACCAACUGUCAGUGCUUUGAAGAGAUCAACUGCUUGCAGUGCUUUGGGUCUUGGGGGCAUUGGAGGAAGUAAUUGUAUGCCAGUCAAAUUUUCAAAUGGUUCAGUUGAUAUCCAUGGCUUUUAUGAGAUGGCUGCACAUCAAUUUCCAAAGCAGCUACAACCUUUCAGUGAGGACACAGAAAACAACAGAGGAAUAGAAUUGAGAGAUUCGGAAUCACGUAGUUUAGUGGUCGUUCCACAGCAUGAGUUCACUUCUGAGGAGCUAAGAUCUCUUAUUGACUUCAAUGACAUAACCAAGGGAGAAGAACUAAUUGAAAUCUCAUGGUUAAAUGAAAUCAACAAUGACUGCCCUUCAUCUUUUUACUACAUAACUCAGAACCUUGUUUAUCAAAAUGCUCUUGUGAAAUUCACUCUUGCUCAAAUUAAGGUUGAAGAUUGCUGUCCUACCUGUAUUGGGGAUUGCCUUUCCUCAAGCACAGUUUGUGUUUGCGCCAGUGAAACUGGGGACCAGUUUGCAUACACAUCAGAAGGCCUCAUCAGGGAGGAUUUCUUAGAAGACUGUAUCUCUAUGACCCGUGAUCCUCCGCGACAAUGCCUUUCCUACUGUAAAGCUUGCCCUCUUGAAAGGUCAAAAAAUGACGAAAUCUUAGAACCAUGCAAGGGUCACUUGAAGAGGAAAUACAUAAAAGAAUGUUGGAGUAAAUGUGCGUGCCAUAAGCGUUGUGGCAAUCGAGUUGUACAGCGAGGUAUAAGGUGCAAAUUGCAGGUUUUCUUUACACCCGAAGGAAAGGGAUGGGGUCUUAGAACCCUAGAAAAGCUGCCAAAAGGGGCAUUUGUGUGUGAGUUCAUCGGAGAAAUACUAACCAAUAAAGAGUUGCAUGAAAGGAACACGCAAAGGACAAGAGGCAACAGUGGUGAUCGGCAUACUUAUCCAGUUAUACUGGAUGCAUAUUGGUGCUUGAAAGGAGCUUUGAAGGAGGAAGAAGCUCUUUGUUUGGAUGCAUCCUUUUACGGGAAUGUUGCUAGGUUUAUCAAUCAUAGAUGCCUUGAUGCAAAUCUGAUCGAGAUCCCGGUUAAGAUGGAGACCCCUGAUCAUCAUUAUUAUCAUCUUGCCUUCUUCACAACAAGAGAAGUGAAUGCCUUGGAAGAGCUAACUUGGGAUUAUGGUAUCGACUUCGAUGACAAUGAUCAUCCGGUUGAGCUGUUCCGGUGCCUAUGUGGUAGCAAGUUCUGCAGGAACAUGAAACGUCCAAGUAGUAAGGUCUAAGUCUGCAUUAAGAUGAUCAGAUAAACAGUGGUUCUAAUGUUUUGCAAAAUGAUCUCUCCCUUGUUGAGGAGGAAAAGUUUAUGGAGUGGAUUUUGCUUAACCUCUAUUGGUUCUAGUAACUUUAUUAUGAACUCGCGCACACGGGUAUUCUGUAAGACCUGGGCGCCAUUUUGCACUGCAACCUAAAUCUGUAAGGAAUAUAUGUACAUAAACAGAAAUCAUAUUGCCCGUUGAUGUAUUUGGUCCCCUUUUUCUUUUUGGUUUAGGAUGAGGGAGGGGAAAGUUGGAUUUUGAAAAGUUAGUUUUAUGCUCCUUUCUUCUGUCUUUGCCUUGUAAUGAAUGAUAAAUGGAAGACCCAAGUUAUGCUGCGAAUAGCAGUACUUCUUUAAACACUUCAGAUAUGCUGAAAGGCAAAUGGCUAUUUUGGGGAUUUGAAUGAAAGGUUCACAAAUUGAAUUU
Molecule: messenger RNA, 3610 nt
Organism: Jatropha curcas
Lineage: Eukaryota; Viridiplantae; Streptophyta; Magnoliopsida; Malpighiales; Euphorbiaceae
Gene: SUVR2
Product: SET-domain containing protein lysine methyltransferase family protein
Cellular component (GO): nucleus
Molecular function (GO): histone methyltransferase activity; protein binding; zinc ion binding
Source: RefSeq, a predicted model, not a curated record